UGCGUCGUGGAUUUGAAAAUAAAAUUUUUAAAAUAUUAAAUAAAAUUUUAAAUUAAUUUAAACAAAAUUAACAUAAUUAUUUAAAAGAAACAUAAAUUAAAAACGUGGUAUAACCAAAUAAUAAAAAAAAAUUUAAACAAAACAAAGCAUUUGGAAAAUCAAAUUUUAAAUUCUACUUUUGUAAUACAAAAAAAACAACAACAAAUUUAUUAAACAUGUUCAGCUCUUUCACAGCCUCCCUUAAGAAUUUGGGCGAUAAAACCGCCAACCUCUUCAGCAAGAAGAAGGAUGAAGCUGAAAAAUUGGCCAAAGAAAAGGCUGAGAAUGCCCAAAAAAUGGCUGAGGAACAGGCCAAGAAAGUAGGCGAGUCGGUGCAGCAAACCAAGAGCGAAGCAGAGAAUUUGGCAGCCAGUACUGCCAAGGAAGCUGCCGAUUUAGCCGCCCAAGAAGCCCAAAAAGCCGGUCAAGCCCUUGAUGCUGGUGUUAACCAAGCUGCUGCUGCUGUAGACAAUACCAAGAAUGCCGUCAGCAAUACCGUGCAACAAGUUAAUACUGUAGCCGCCAAUUCCAAACAAGUUGCUGCUAACAUAGCCGAUGCUUCACAAAAGGCUGCUGCCAAUGCUGUCGAUCAAACCAAAAAGGCUGCCAACGAGGCCAUCAACAAAUCCGUCAAGGCUGCCGAACAGGUGGUGGAAUCUAAAAUGAAGGAAGCCGAAAAUGUUGUCGAUGGAGCCAUGAAAACUACCAGCCAAGCUGUUGAUCACAAAAUGCAAGAAGCCAAUCAAUAUGUGGAUCAAAAGAGAGAGAAUUUGGAAAAGACCCUGCACGACACCGCCGUCCAUGCUCAAGAAUCUGCUGGCAAUCAGGCCGCCAAUCUUAUGGGCAAAUUGAGUUUGACCAAGUAAAUUACAAAAUCUGGCUAAAUAAUAACAAAAUUAAAAAACAAAAAAAUAAUUAACUUUAAAUCAUAAACAAAAACAAACAAACAGCAACAACAACUUUUAAAUAUAAACACACUAACUCAAUUAUUAAACGAAAAAAAUCAGAAAAAACAGAAAAGAAAAUCAGCUUCAUAGAGAAAAAAAUCGUGUGCCAGUUUUGUGAUUUAAAAAAACCAUAUUUUUUUUUGGAAAUUUAUAUAAACGUCAAAAUAAAAUGGAACUUUUUUAAGCAUUAAUGCUAAAAAUAUGAAAACAACACGUGGCCUAUAUAAAACAAGAAAACAAUUUAACAAAAUAUUUCGCUUGUAGUUUAAAUUUAAAGAAAAA
Calliphora vicina (urban bluebottle blowfly) is the source of this 1268-nucleotide messenger RNA. RefSeq lists its product as uncharacterized. NCBI's taxonomy places the organism in Eukaryota, Metazoa, Arthropoda, Insecta, Diptera, Calliphoridae. Bases 216 to 905 code for a protein of 229 amino acids. The transcript has 4 exons. The record is from RefSeq and is a predicted model, not a curated record.